Messenger RNA from Aphanomyces astaci, 447 nucleotides. RefSeq names its product 60S ribosomal protein L27a. Gene Ontology annotation, cellular component: cytosolic large ribosomal subunit; ribosome. Gene Ontology annotation, biological process: translation. Gene Ontology annotation, molecular function: structural constituent of ribosome. The transcript is spliced from 2 exons. Bases 1 to 447 code for a protein of 148 amino acids. The record is from RefSeq and is a predicted model, not a curated record. NCBI's taxonomy places the organism in Eukaryota, Oomycota, Saprolegniomycetes, Saprolegniales, Verrucalvaceae.
AUGCCUACCGCCACCCACAAGAACCGUAAAAAGCGUGGUCACGUGUCCGCAGGUCACGGUCGUAUCGGAAAGCAUCGCAAGCAUCCGGGUGGGCGUGGUAACGCCGGUGGUCAACAUCACCAUCGCAUCCUCUUCGAUAAGUUCCAUCCUGGGUACUUCGGUAAGGUCGGUAUGCGCCAAUUCCACUUGCUCCGCAACAGAUACCACUGCCCCACCGUGAACGUGGAAAAGUUGUGGUCGUUGGUGUCGGCGCAAGUCAAGGAAACCGCCGAAGCCUCCAAGGACGGCAAGGCCCCCAUCAUUGACGUGACCAAGGCCGGCUACUUCAAGGUGCUCGGCAAGGGCCGUCUCCCCGCUGUCCCUGUGAUCGUCAAGGCCAAGUACUUCUCCCAAGAAGCCGAAAACAAGAUUAAGGCUGUGGGCGGUGCGUGCUUGUUGACUGCUUAA